This is a messenger RNA of Drosophila willistoni, 2979 nucleotides long. RefSeq names its product Hermansky-Pudlak syndrome 5 protein homolog (gene pink). The transcript has 4 exons. Bases 350 to 2863 code for a protein of 837 amino acids. Lineage: Eukaryota; Metazoa; Arthropoda; Insecta; Diptera; Drosophilidae. Gene Ontology annotation, molecular function: protein binding. The record is from RefSeq and is a predicted model, not a curated record. Gene Ontology annotation, biological process: developmental pigmentation. Gene Ontology annotation, cellular component: cytoplasm.
CACCCACACCCGUUUCACAGACCAAGCAUUGCACCUCAAAAGCAUUGUUGUGUUUUGUAAAAGAAAAAUAAUAAUAAAUUUUGUUUAACGGAGUGCGCUUUUAAAUGGUUUUUCUAAAUCGUAGCCAUUUGUUCAUGUGCGGAAUUAAUUAAUUUAUAUUUAUACACUUUGCGGAUACUCCUACGAAUGCACGAAUUCGCGACAACAACAAAAUCAAGAUAGAGAAAAACGAAAAAAACAUUGGAAAUCCAUGGAAUAAAGCAAAAUGUGAUUUAUAGUUUAAAUUGUAAUUUAAGGAAAAUAAAAUCAUUAAAACAUUCCAUUUAAACGUUGAAAGCUGCUUGACAAGAUGACUGAAUCGUAUUGCCUAACAAACUUUAUUGAUUUUUCGCUGUCCUUGUCGCUCCCAUUGAAGCAUGCCAAUCGCAUCAGGUACACUUGCUUUGACGUUUCAGCCAGUUAUAUUAUAUUUGGGGCCACAUCUGGAUCGCUAUAUCUAUUCAACCGUAAAGGUAAAUUCUUACAUCUCAUUCCGAACAAACAUGGAGCCAUCACUCAUCUGAGCAUAUCCGUGAACAACAAGUAUGUGGCAUUUGCCACCCAAAAGUCCUUGAUUUGCGUCUACGCAGUCAACUUGUCGUCGCAGACUUCGCCCCAGGUAAUAGUCACGCAUUUGGAUCAGGCACAGGUUACUUGCAUUCAUUGGACGCAGGAUGAAAAGCAAUUCUACUACGGUGACACCCGAGGACAAGUCAAUCUUGUCCUGCUGUCUUCCUUCAUUGGACACAAUUUGCUACUAAAUAUGAGUGUACAUCCUUUACUCUAUCUCGACUCACCGAUUGUUCAAAUAGAUGAUUUUGAGUCCUUACUUUUAGUGUCCAAUGCCACUAAAUGUAUUCUAUGCAAUACAGAGUACGAAGAGUAUAAACAGAUUGGCAACCGACCACGAGAUGGAGCGUAUGGCGCUUGCUUUUUCAUAUCGCCCCAGGAGUCGUUGCAGCCAUCGCGCAUUUAUUGCGCCCGUCCUGGUACACGGAUAUGGGAGGUGGACUUUGAGGGCGAGGUCAUACAGACGCAUCAGUUCAAAAAUGCUCUGGCCAUGGCUCCUGCUAAAAUUCAUAAACCCGUUUUCGAAACAGAGACCGAACUUGAAUCCAACGAUGAACUACUGGAGCAUCAGCCGCAGCAGUUGCAAUUCGCCAAGAUUCAACGGCUGGGCAGGGAUUUCCUGUUGGCCUUUACCGAGCUUGGUCUUUACAUCUUUGACAUGCGCCAUUCUUCGAUUGUGUUGUGGUGCAAUCAAUUUGAGAGAAUUGUCGAUUGCCGUGUAUCAAAAUCUUUAGAGAUUUUUGUCUUCACCCAAACGGGGUCACUCUACAGUGUACAGCUGCAGACUUUACAGGCCACGGCUAUAGACCUGAUGCAGUCUAAACACAUGCAGAUGCAGUGCGCCAAUUUGCUGCGACAACAUGUUAAAUAUUUUGCAGAUAAAGCCAAGGAGAACUAUGACCUGAAGUUGCUCAAUCAUCUCAAGCAGCUGCUUAUCGAAAGGCAGGAAUAUGAAUUGCUCAAUGAUAUAUCAGUGAUAUUUGAUGCUAUUGCCCAAUGUACCGCCAGCAGUGGAUCGGAUGCCCAGAGCUCUGGCGGUAGCUCGACAGCUACCACCACUGAGCGCAGCCUAAGCGGGAGUGGAGGUGGUAAUGGUGCCAGCCAGAUGCCAACUCCACGAGGCGUCUAUGUUCUGGAGAAUGCCUUCUGCGAUAAUCGAAAACCCACAGCUAAAACAGGUUCCGGCCACAUAAAGGAUGCAUUGCUCACUGUUACUGGAAAAUUCGGCAAAAACAUCAUCAAGUACAAGUUUAACAUAUUUGCCGAGGAGCAGCAACAAUUGGUCCGAGAGUUAAUUCCGGCCAGCGAGCGAUCGCUACCAUUUAAGGAUAUCAAGGCUUUGUAUGAAUCGAACGAUGAUGAUCAGGAGAUAGUUAGCCGUCGAAGCAGUAGCAGCAAACAUCCUCUUCCUCCAUCGCACUUAAUCAGUCCCGAGGAGAAAACCAUAUACAAUUUAUAUUUGAUUUACAAGAGCGCCAAGUUUAGUCGGACACAUUGCGUGGAACGCUAUCGCGCCGUCUUCGAUGAAUAUGCGGCCAACGAGUUGAUUUGUCUGCUUGGCAAGCUUGCUCUAGUAAUGGUAGAAAAUGGCGAGACUAUGGAUCAGGCUGAACGCAAUUGCUUGGAGAUGUAUUUCAACUAUCUGAAUCCAGAACUCAUUUGGGAAAUGGAUGAUGCGACCAGAGAUUACAUAGCCAAUGGUUUUGUUCAGCUCAAUGCGGAUCCCGAUAUUGUGCGCUGUGAUCAUUGCUCCUUUCCACUUAGAUUUGAUAAUGCGUGUGUGUAUCACGAAAUUGGCACAGUUCUGCUUAGAUACUUUUGGUCUCGAAACGAACAACUUAAAUGUUUUGAUGUGGUCCAGGCUGUGCCCGCUCUGCUAGACGUCCUGGCUAAAUUCUAUCUGGCUGAACAAAAUAUGGAUAAGGUUCUGCCCAUUGUACUUAACUAUGGGCAGCCAGAACUACUCCUUGACUUGGGUAGGCAGUUUAACGUCACCGGGUGGACGAAAUGUUUCGAACAGUUUGUCGAAUUGCAACGCGGACGUCUUCAAUGUGUGAAUUGCGAACGUGUGACCAGCGUCGAGCACGAACAACUGACACGGCAUUUCUUUUACACAUGGGACUGCUUUCUUAAUAUCGCACUGGACCACUUGGAUACAAUGGAUACUUUGGCUCUGAUUUUUAAGUGGAGCUCUUACAUUCCAAACGAUGCAAUCGACAGAGAGUUCUACACAAGAUGCCUCAUCAAAGGAUAGACAGUCUGAUGGGCCACGUCAAGGACGAGGUAACCUGCUUACACGAUUUAGAACAGGGUUUAGUUAAUAAAAAGUCUAUAUAGCCAUAUAUCCACAUAUAUAUAUAUAUAUAUAUA